This is a messenger RNA of Ailuropoda melanoleuca (giant panda), 2168 nucleotides long. It is a transcript of the gene CCDC63, whose product is annotated as coiled-coil domain containing 63. The record is from RefSeq and is a predicted model, not a curated record. Bases 128 to 1984 code for a protein of 618 amino acids. NCBI's taxonomy places the organism in Eukaryota, Metazoa, Chordata, Mammalia, Carnivora, Ursidae. The transcript is spliced from 12 exons. Gene Ontology annotation, cellular component: axoneme. Gene Ontology annotation, biological process: outer dynein arm assembly; cilium movement.
GCGCUCGUCUUGGUACGGUCGGACCCGCAGCCGCAGCUGGCGGCCCCGGGACAUUGCAGAGAGAGGAGCACUCACUGUCUUUGACCUCCCUGGUGUCUGAGCACAGCGAAAGCACAAUUCCUUCAAGAUGCCGGUGUCAAAGAAGCACAGGAGAAAAAGCUCCGAAACCAUCCAGGAACCUUCGGAGAAGGUCAAAGAGCAGCUGGCUGAGGCCGAGCUUCGGAAGCUGAGGCAGCAGUUCAGGAAGAUGGUGGAAAGUCGCAAGUCCUUUAACUUCCGCUCCCAGCAGAAGAUCUCCAACCAGCACAAGGAAAUCAAGGCCCUUCAGGGAGAGCAGGAAGAGAUAGCUCUGCUUUUGGGUCUCAUCAAGUCCUCGAAGAACUUGAAUCUGAAUGAGAAAAACCACAUGGAGCUGCGUUUCCUGCUGCAGACCAAGGAUGACUACGAUGCCCUGAUUAAGUCAAUGAAAGUGCUGUUGACAGAACUGGAUGAGAAGAUUGUUCAGAUGGAAAAAAAAAUUAUAAACCAAAAACAGCUCUGCGCAAAGAUACAGGAAGCCAAUGACCCCCGGAAAUUGCAGAAGCAGAUCCACGUUCUGGAAACCCGUUUGAAUCUCGUCACCGUGCACUUCGACAAGAUACUGACCACCAAUGCUAAGCUCCGGAAGGAGAUUGAGGACCUACGGUACGAGAAGGCCGCUUACGACAACGUGUACCAGCAACUCCAGCGACGCCUGUUGAUGCAAAAGAAAACCAUGAACGUGGCCAUCGAGCAGUCUGCGCAGGCCUACAAGCAGAGGCUGGAAGCCAUGGCUCGGAUGGCUGCCAUGAAGGACCGCCAGCAGAAGGACAUUUGUCAGUACAACCUGGAGAUCCGAGAGCUGGAGCGUGUCUAUGCCCAUGAGACCAAGCUCAAGUCCUUCUUGCUUGUCAAGCUGAAUGACCGUCUGGAGUUCGAGGAGCAGGCCAAAAAGGAAGAAGCUCUCAAGGCAACGAAGCACAGGAAGAAGAGCAAGGGUGAGAGUUUCGAGAGCUAUGAGGUGGCCCACCUCCGGCUGCUGAAGCUGACCGAGGACGGGAACCUAAAUCAGCUCAUCGAGGACUUUCUGGCCAAGGAGGAGAAGAACUUUGCUCGGUUCACGUAUGUCACGGAGCUCAACAAUGACAUGGAGAUGAUGCACAAGAAGACCCAGAGAAUCCAGGAUGAGAUCAUCUUCUUGCGAUCCCAGCAGAAAUCAUCCCAUGAUGACAACCACUCCGUCCUGAGAGAGAUGGAGGAGAAACUGAAGAAGACCACGAAGGAGGCAGAUAUGUAUGAGAACAACUACAAGGAAAUCAGCAAGACCUUAGAGUAUCUCAAGAACUCGGUGGAGAAGCUGUUUAAAAAGAUUAACUGUGAUGCCACCACAAUUCUGGGGCACUUAGGGGAGAUGGGGAAAAUCACCAACGACAACCUUCCACAGUACUUUGCCAUCAUUGAGAAGAAGACCAACGACCUGCUGCUGCUGGAGUCCUACAAGCGGAUGCUGGAGAUGGAAUGGGCAGAGACCGAGACCCCACCGCCCUUCAUCAACCCUUUCUGGGGCGGUUCCGCCCUCCUCAAGCCUGCAGAACCCAUCAAGGUCAUCCCCCCAGUGUUCGGGCCUGACCCCUUUAGUGACAAGUUGGAUGAAGCAUCCUUCCUCACCUUGAUGAGCUGCCCCAGAUGUCCGGGAUGGGAACUCCAAGCUUUCCUAGGGAGCCAACAUCCGGUAUCCAGAGAACAAAGAAUCAGGCUGCUCAGAGAAGGCUGGCAUCUGGAGGCAUGGUUUGGCCAUCUCUACUUAGGGCAGUUGUGUGCCACCAACUUGAGGCAGGCAGAGGCACGGAAAGCAGUGACGCACGUGCUCCAUCAGGAGCCCAGUGCCUUGGACAGGCAAGGGAAGGGGCAGCAAAUGAGACUGGGGGUCCUCAGGAACCUGACUUCACUGGCCCCAGAUGCUUGAAGACUUGAGGAGGGUCAGUAAGUGAGCUGCGGGGACAGACCUGUGAUCCGAGGCUCUCCUCCAAGGACACUCUCAGGCAAGACGACUUUGCCCAAGACAACUUUAGGGUCUGCCAAGACUUCAGCAGAUGUUUCAUGAUGUGUUUUGAGAUCCACAGAUGAGAACAGCCGUGGGAUUCAUAGGA